AUGUGGGGAAGAGGAUACUGCAGCUAUUAUGACUCUGACCGAGGUUACAAAAUUAAACAGGAUGAAUUUGAUAUAGAGCAUAUAGAUAAAUUAGAUAAAAAGGCAGAUACAAGUUAUCAAAUUGACAGAGAAACAAUUGAACAUCAAGAAUUUAAAGGAACCCAUAGUAUCGACUUUGAAGUUUAUUCUAAUGGCCUAGGUCUUAUGCAUAUUGCUGCUAUUUGGAACUCAUUAGACGAAUUCAUUUUUCUUCACAAGACUCAUAAAUUGGAUAUUAAUGUAAAAGACCGUAGUAACCAUAUCCCACUCCAUUACGCAUGUUCUCAGGGUUCCACAGAAGUUGUCGCUUAUAUUUUAAGUCAAUUAAGCGACGAAGAAUUUAAGAAACCCGAAAUAGAUCAUAACCUUUGCCUCAAAUUAGCAGCACGUACUAGUUCCUGGCGUAUAAUUGAGAUUCUUUGCCAGAAAGGAAUUGAUAUGAAAAAGAAUGGCCAAGAAGCUAUCGAAAUUGCAACAACUCUUACUGAUAUCGCAACGCUACGUGUUCUUCUCAGUCAUUCCGGCGAAAACAGUAGAGUAACUUCAUCACCAGUUUUAUCAGCGAUUACCUUUGACAAAAUUGAUUGUUUGAAGAUGCUUUUUGCCAAUGGAUUCGAAGCAGACAAGCCAGUUAUGGAUAUGCUCCCUCUUUACAAAGCAUUGGAUCAAUAUACUGUUAAUCAGGGCAUUGUCCAACUUAUUUUGAGAUAUUCGUCAAAAUACGAUAUUGACACCCAAAACCGCAUGUCAACAGUUCAUUACAUUUGCAAAUGCAUGAAUCCGAAAAUUGCUGCAGAUAUUUUGGUUCAUGAUAUCGAUGUUAACAAGCUUGAUGAACAUGGACGACCAGGACCUUACUAUUUCCAGUCCAAGCCUGAUGGAGAUCCGGCUGCAAUUCUGGAUAUGCUUCUUAAGAAAGGUUUUAACGUAAAUAUAAAGUUCGGAAGUCCAAGUAUUUCGAUUCUCAACCAUUUCAUGACUUUGUACGGAAAUUGGGAAAGAAUUGUCAAAUGGUUCGUCGAACAUGACGCAGAUCUUGAAGAAAAGCUCGCAAACUCUAAAGAUAAAAGAACUCUUCGUGAUGCAAUCAAAAAGGUUUAUCCUAAAAUUAAUGUUCCUGAUAAAGAUGAAUAA
This is a messenger RNA of Trichomonas vaginalis G3, 1173 nucleotides long. RefSeq names its product spectrin binding. The record is from RefSeq and is a predicted model, not a curated record. Gene Ontology annotation, molecular function: protein binding. NCBI's taxonomy places the organism in Eukaryota, Parabasalia, Trichomonadida, Trichomonadidae. The transcript has a single exon. The coding region runs from base 1 to 1173 and encodes 390 amino acids.